Trypanosoma grayi is the source of this 1005-nucleotide messenger RNA. RefSeq names its product putative nucleoside diphosphate kinase. The transcript has a single exon. The coding region runs from base 1 to 1005 and encodes 334 amino acids. Gene Ontology annotation, cellular component: centrosome. NCBI's taxonomy places the organism in Eukaryota, Euglenozoa, Kinetoplastea, Trypanosomatida, Trypanosomatidae. The record is from RefSeq and is a predicted model, not a curated record.
AUGACAUCGCUGUCUCGGUACGCUUUUAAAGCGGACUACUAUGAUCCUCAGGCAAACCUCACCCGUCACUAUUUGUUCCUUUUUUAUAAGGAGGACAAUACGGUAGAAAUGCACGACCUUAAAACAAAACGUGUUUUUCUAAAAAGGUGUGCUUAUCCAUCAUUAAGUCUACAUGAACUUUUUAUUGGCGCCACAGUAAGCAUUUUUUCACGUUCUUUGAAACUAGUGGAUUACGGUGAUGAGGCAACGCGUCGGCACUUUUCAGCAGCUAUGGGCGAGUUCAUUGUGAUUAUUACAGAGAAGGGUCUUCUUCGUGCUGGAAAUAUUGUGGACAAGAUUAUUUCAAAGGGGCUGAGAAUUUCGAACGUCCGACUAGUGAAUUUACCAGAUGAUAUGGCUUCUGAAUUUGCUGUCUCGAGACGGUGUAUUGUCACUCUGGUGAAGGGAUCAGACGCGAUGGAAAAGGUUUCCGCGUUAAACGAGGCAUUUCCAGGUUUGACUACAAUAGUAUCAAAUCCUGAGGAUGUGAGUGCACUUUCCAAUGUGGCAUUUGGCCCUGGUGAAACAACAGCGGUGAUGAAAAACUGUUCUGUUUGUGUAAUCAAACCGCAUGCGAUAACAAGUGGUUAUCAGGGUGCUAUUCUUCAACGUCUAAUUGAUGAGGGUUUUUACAUCAGCGCUCUGGGAAUGUACACCUUAACCAUGGCGGAUGCAGAGGAUUUUCUCGAAGUUUACAACGGUGUUGUACCUGAAUAUCAGAGACUUGUAGAGCAGAUGUACAGCGGUCCCUGUUGGGUGGUAGAAGUAUGUGCCGAGAAUGCAGUGGCAUCUCUUCGUGCCGUUUGCGGACCACACGACCCAGAGGUAUGUCAUGUACUCUUUCCUCACACAAUCCGCUCAAAAUAUGGUGUUGAUCGCACCAGGAACGGUGUGCAUUGCACAGACUUAGAGGAAGACGCACCACUAGAGUCGGAGUUCUUCUUUUCGCUGCUUCAAAACCUUUAG